AUGUUUUUCACUUUAAACAGUGUCCCCAACUCCUGCCCUGUGAGUCCACGUGGUGCCGGCUCCUCUGGUUACCGGUUUGGGCGCAACAUCACCAGAGAUCUCCAGCUAGCGGCAGCAUUUGCAGAAAAAGCAGCAUCGGAGCAACAGGCAGAAACAUCUGGUGGUGACAGCCCCAAGGAUGAUUCAAAGCCCCCCUACUCCUACGCACAGCUGAUUGUACAGGCCAUAUCUUCUGCUCAGGACAAACAGCUAACACUAAGUGGCAUUUACGCACAUAUCACAAAGCAUUAUCCUUAUUAUAGGACAGCUGACAAAGGAUGGCAGAAUUCAAUCCGACACAACCUUUCUUUAAAUCGCUAUUUUAUCAAAGUACCACGGUCACAGGAAGAACCUGGAAAAGGGUCAUUUUGGAGAAUUGACCCCUCCUCGGAAGCAAAGUUGGUGGAGCAGGCAUUCCGAAAACGCAGACAGCGAGGGGUCUCUUGUUUCAGGAUGCCAUUUGGACCCAUCUCCUCCAGGAGUGCUCCUGCAUCUCCCAGUCAUCCAGGCCUUCUCUCUCCUCACUCGAGUGGGCUGCAGACUCCUGAAUGCUUGUCGCGUGAAGGUUCACCUAUUUCGCAUGACCAUGAUUUCACAAGCUCCAAGUUGGCAUCGGUGCCAGAGGGUCGCUUCUCUCAAAGUGCACCAGGGUCUCCAGUUAGUGGCCAGCCUGUUAUAAUGGCAGUUCCUCCCCAACCUCCUGGUGUUGUCACAAAAUCUAUGGCUUAUAUGCCCACCUCCCUAAUAACUACCCAACAAUCCACUGGGCAUGCCAUUCAUGUGCUUCAGCAAGCUCCCACUGUAACUAUGGUGAGGGUGCUAACAACAUCAGCCAACACCUCGAAUGGCUACAUCCUUACCAAUCAGAGCCAUAUCGGAAGUGGACAGGUCAUACACGAUGGUUCCCGUGACCAGAAAGGAGUCCUUGAUGAUAAGUCUCUUGUGACCUUUACAAAUGUACCUACUGGCAGUCGAGUGAUUCAAACAGUUAGCAGUCAAAUGUCUCAACAUGUACCUGGACAGAUGGUUACUAUCCUGCAGCAGGCACCAGCAACAUCCAUGGGGCAACAUCAGCUUCCAGUGAAGACAAUAACUCAGAAUGGCAAACAUGCUGUUCCUGUGACAAGCCUUCAAGGAAAUACUUAUGCUAUAACUAAUCCACUACAGAUCCUGGCUGCGCAGGCUACAUCUUCCUCCCCUGUAGUUAUGAGCAAGCACCUUGUCACAGAACCACAACAUCCAGCUGUGUCCCUAGGUGAGCCUGAGGCCAAACGGCCCAAGAUGGAGGAGUCAACUGGAUCAGGCUCGGGUCUUGCCGUGAUCACAUCAACUCCACAAAUGCAGGGUGCCAGUGAAUAAGGAAAACCGGAAUCGAGGAAACCAAUUACAGUGGUGAAGAUAUACUCAAGUAUGUUCCACAGAAAAAAAAAAACAGAAUUCCAAGGUGCCAAACUGAUUGGAGAAAGGAAAUGAAAAAAAGCAAGCCUACCUUGAACUGAAGCGCUCGUUUUUAAUGAGGAAACGAGACCAGCUGAUUGUAGGAUUAAGGAUGGCUGAGGUGGAGAAUGCAGCCAUCUGCAUAAUUCAGGCUUUGGUCUUUUAUAAGCCUUAAUUUAAAAAAUGUUAUAAAGGAUUGGUGGGAGGGAAGCAGAUGAAAUGACUUGAGUUCCUCUUGACACAAUGGGGUCUUGCCAAGACCCCAAUCUUGGUGAUGUGGCGAUAGUACUCAGUAAAUGUGCUAACUUAUGUUCUUAAUUACUACAAACCAUAUCGGUACUGCUGACUUGCCAAUUCUUGUGCACGUAGCCUUUUCAGGAGAACAGAGAAUUUACUAGUUUUGAUGUCUAACAAUAUUGCCCAGAUUACAUUGGAGACAUUUCAUUUCAUCGCCCAGUAUCACAAAAUUAAGCCAAUUUUCUCUUUGUAUAUUGCACUUCGCUAAACUGCACCCCCACAAUGUGGCUCAUUUGGGGAAAACCACGAGGGACUCAUUAUAACCAGAUAAGUUGUUUGGGUGAGAAUAUGGAAAUAUGGUAGCUCCUAAAUGAAUGAAAUUUAUUUUUAAAAUGGAAUUAAUUAAAGCAAGACAGGACAGUUUAUUAAUACUGUUAAAGUCAGCCUCUUUUGGAGGGGGUGGGGGGAAAGGAGGAAGAGAAUAAAUGAUGCCUGUGCCUUGUGCUUAAUGUCAAUACCUGAGAUAUAACCAGAUUGGCUCCUGUGCUAAAAUUAGUUUUCUUAACAGUGCCUGCUUGACCAAACUUUAAAAAUAUUGCCUCACUGAGUUACCUCAUCCAACUUGACAGUGGUGUUUUAAGUUUUUGUUUUCAAACUGUGCAGUCAUGAGGUAACGAUAGUUUACCCCCAGUUGACUAGCUGAGAAAUAUUUUAACAGUCGAUGUGACAUAGUGGAGCUUUGAGCAUUUCUGUAACUUGAAUCGUUGAGAACAGGCCUUUCUUUAACAUGAAUGCUUCAAUGGAUAAAACAAAGAGCAUUUCAUGUGCUGACUAUGGCAAAAUAUCAAAGAGUAAUUUUUUUUUAAAAAUGCACUUGCAAAUUGUACAAAUACAGCUACACUACUUUUGUCAUUGAAUUCAUUCAGAAUUUCAAUCUGCAAUCAGAUCUGAUCAUGCGUACAUAAUCCACAUAUUUUAAUGGAAUUGGACUUCCAUUUUAGAAAUGAGAGUUACAUGUUCCUAUUCUGAACCAAUGUUUAUGUAUGCAAGUAGCUUAAGAAAUUGGUACAACAAAUUGUGAUCAACUGGGUCUGAUUCACUGUGCUCUGUUUUGUUUUUGACAUGCUAGGGAGACAGCAGUAAUAUUGUGCAGCAUUUUAAGAACCAUUAACUGAAUUCUGUAAUUCUCACAAGCUCAUUUAUUAGCUUAUGUUUGCAGAUUUUGUAUUCCACUAACUUUUUGUGUUUAUACUUGCUUCUCAAAGUUACAUUUCAGCAAAAAACAUUUCCUUUAAAUCUCCUUUAUACAAAUGUAAUUGUAUCACAGCCAAUAUAGGUUUGAUCUAUUUUGUGGUUCGUUCCUGACACAGUUCAGUUCGUGUUGGUAUCGGUAAUGUUGGCUGGAAAAGUAUACCGAUCAUGAAAAAGGAAUGUCGGAGAGCUCCAUUAAGACUGGCUCAAGACUGUUCUAUUAGUAAAUUUUCUGGCAAACUGGAGUUGUAUUGAGAGUAGUAAUGAAUUGCUCUCUACGAGACUAUGCACCUCCCUGAUACUGCAGAUGUUAAAAUAUGAAGCUCUGUUGUGUGGAAGUUGAGUUUCUAAAGAUUAGUCAUUGUAGCAAGUCCUUUGUUAAUUUUGGGAUAACAUGCAGUUUCCAUCUGCACUGUUGACAAAGGAAAUGUAAACAUAUUAACAAAGUAUAACUAGUGAACCAGUAAACUAAAAUGAUAGCCUGAAUUGGAUGUGAUGCUUGUAUAACUACAAUGUUUUAAAACAGUAGUGUUGGCUGGGUCAGUUUUCAGAAAAAUGAUGAUCAAGGCGGUUCAGAUGUGGAGGUGCGCUUGUUUCACAAAGCUUUUUGAUAGAUGCAGUGGAAACCUGUUAAAUGUGUCUCUGUACAGAAUAAUAUGAAAUUUCAGAAAUACAUCUUCUAAAAUUGUGAGCCACAUUAAAAUGUUAUAUUUAUUUAUGCAUUGUUUUAACAGCUUUCCACUGUAAAUAACUAAUAAUUUUUUUAAUAUCAAUGAGACUUCUGCAAGAAUUUCUCUUCUUUAAUCUAAAUAUCAUAGAUCCUGAAGAAUGGCAACAGUCAGGAAUGGGAAAAGAGUAUUGAAGCUCAUUCUUUAUAACCUAGAUUCUCUCAUCAUAGCAUCCAGUUGCAUUUUGAGCAACCUCAAUGCCUUUAUUACUUUGUCUGACAGAUUAUUUCAAGCAUUUAUUAUAAAAGUUUUUAUCCCUGGUAUUUGCUUUAAAUGUAUUUACUAGUAAUAUUUGUCUCUUUUGACCUUCGUUUUGGAUAACUUAAAAUUUCAGAGCAGUAAACUGAAAGUAUUUGAUUUGGUGAGGAUGGGGAGUUAGUGGUCAAUAUUCAGUGAGGUUUCAUUAUAUUUAAACUCCCUCAAAGUGAGAUUUGAAAUGCAAAAGCAAUUAGGGUAAUGGGUUAAUUAGGUUCUUCUACUUUUUUUAAAAAAGGUAUAAUGUAAAAUCAUAGCACCGGAGAAUAAAUUUUAAACAUUGUAAAACAAUUAUUGUUAUUGACUAGUUACUCAAAGAAAUAUGCAUAUCGUUUAGAUUAUAAACUACAAAUUACUUUGGUGGGGGGGAGCGUGGAGAGAGAAACGGUGCUGCAUACUUAAACUGGGACAGAUAAGAAGUAAUUGUGAGGGGUCCCCACUUCCCCACCCCAAGUCUUCAUUUCUUGCUUAUUCACCAGAGCGUCUGACAGAUCUACACUUGAAGGCCAUCAAAAAAAAACUCUGAACUUAAUAUUGAUGGUCCUUGUACCUUCCUCCUUGUCAUUCAGCAUUGCAUACACCAUGCACUGUAUUCCAAUUGAUGACAAAAUUGCAUGCAAUUCAAUUGGAAUUUUUCAUGCUUGAAAUUAAAUUUGCUACUGCUGUGAAAAUAUAUAGAUAGAAGGCGAAUUGCAGCUCGAUUUUGAACAAUGCAAGUCUGAUGUAAGUCUGUCAACGCAACUUGUCUGAUGAGGGCAAUGAUAAUCUAGUCUGACAUGAAAUAGAUUUGUUUUCUUCUGACAAUGCAGUACAUUCACAAUGUACACAAAGCCACAUUUCUCCAUUAUGAAAUGAAAUCAGUUUCAAAUGUUUAAAUUUGUAAUAAUCAGCAAUUUAUAAGCUGUAGUGCAUCCAAUCCCUGUUGUUAGCAAUACUUUCCAACUCUGACUGUAUUGCUGUCUAACAUUUUUGAGCACAUCCAUCCCACAUCUUGUAAAGAAAUUUCUGAAAGGCAUGUUUUUAUUACCUGAAUAGAAUGUGCUGCAGGUGCAAAUACACAGCACAUUUUAUAUAUUUAUUAAUUGUCAACCAACAAAGUAUAAUUCACACAGUGCAAAAUAUUUGCAAUGUCUGUUUCCAAUCAGUCUAGCCUUUAAUACCCAAAAAUAAGCAUGUGAAGGUGAUGCACUAUUAUUUGAAGAUUUUUAACAAUGUCAUUAUAGAGCUUACUCCAAAAUCCAUUUAUAAUACAGAUCCUAGCAUCUCCAAACAUGGGUUUAGGAAAAGAAAACGGUUUCAAAAACUCUAAUUUAAAAAAAAUUGUAUUCUUAUGUAUAAUUCGGAUUUAAAAGUAUAAAUCCAGUAUUAGAACUUCUUUGCAUUGAGGGUUAUCUUGAAUGGAGUGGAAUAAUUUGGAAACACCACAUGGGGCUAGAUUUUUAUUGAUCUGUAAGCAGCUGCACAAGUUUAAUUUUACAUGUGGGAUGAAGCCUGAUUCCAUUUUCUUAAAAAUGUAGUAUGAGAGAUAUUGGUCUAAUGUAGUGUCUGUCUCAUUAAGGCCAAUAUUGUACUAAAGAUAAAUAUGAUUUAUUUUUUAGUAUUAGCUAAUCUUUUGGAUCAGUCUGGGCAUAAGUUAAUAUCUUCAUGGGUCCGUCAGUUCUCUUUUCUAUCAAAACCUUUAGAUAAGUCAGUUAUAUUUAUCAGUGACUCUUAAAUUCAAAUUCCAACUCAUUAUUUUUGUUAACUGGGAAAUUUGAUUUAUGACUAGGAGACAGGAUGCUGGAAACCAGAGUCUGUAAGUGUGGAGCUGGACAAACACAGCAGGUCAGACAGCACUAGAGGAGCAGGAAAGUCAACGUUUCAGGGCAAAACGUUGACUUUCCUGUUUCUCUGAUGCUGUUUGACCUGCUGUGUUAGUCCAGCUCCAUGUUUAUUGAAUUUGAUUUAAGCAUCUUUUGUGUAAUUUUUUUUGUUUAAUAUGACAUUUCCUAACUGAAAUUUGAAAGAUUUGGGCUGAGAUUCUGUUCUAACAGAGUGCUCCAUAUCUGCCGGGUUCUGGCCAUAGGACAGUAGGCAAAGCCCCCACCAGCCCUUUAUUAGUCAACUGACUAUUGUUUGUUUCUGUUUCUUAGUUAUCUUCCAGAACUCAACAUGUGGCAGGUGGAAGGAAAUCUGAUCUCACCAAAUUACUGCUAACAAAUUGUGAAGGUGGGAAUUGAGGCCUCAUCCACCAAAAGAUGACCCAGAUUGUGGGGAAUGUAGUGUUUUUUUUUCUCCCACAAUAUGUUGCAAGCUAUGCAGUUUAUUCUUCUUUACUUUUACUCCAUGCCAUCUUCGUCCCACCAUAUUGCCAAUAAACAAAUCCGUCAGCUAGUAUUUCUGGUAACUUUGGUCGGGUUAGAGUAAUAUUAUAUACACAGGAGCAGAGAUUGUGAGCAAACACGUUACCUCAUUUCUGCUACCAGUGGCCGUUGUAUAAUUCCAUAAAAAUAGAACUGAAAUCUAUUUAUCUCCAUUUGAUUUCAUUUUAAAAUCCAGCUCAAGCUCUUAGACUUUUCAGCAUUGAGAAAUUUUCCCAAAUAUUGUUCAAUUGAAUUAAGUAUCUUCCACUCAUAGAAUCCCUAAGUGCAUAAAGAGGCCAAUUGGCCCAUCAAGUCUGGACCAAGCACCCCACCCAGAUAGCCCCUACCCUAUCCCCAUAAUUACCACGGCUAAUCCACCUAACCUGCACAUCUUUGGACUGUGGGUGGAAACCAGAGCACCCAGAGGAAAGCCAUGCAUACACAGGGAUAUCAUGCAAACUCACAUAGAAAAUUGCCAAAGGCUGGAAUUGAACCUUGGUCCCUCUUGCUGUGAGAGAGCAGUGCUAACCACUAAUGCCAUCCAAGUACGAAACUGACAAUUUGACUUUUGACGGAAAUUAUCUUGCAGUAGUAAAUUCCACAUUCCAGAAGGUUUUGAAUGUGUAUUAGAGACAUUACAAAUGCAACCUUUUCUUAAAAUUUUAAAACCAUUCACUUUUACAACCAAACAUGUAGCUCUUGUUGUAUUAGCAUUGUGGUUAAAUAAUUUCAGUAAGGAUAAGAAUUUAAUGUAGAUAAUAUUGAAAAAUAACAGUUUAGAACCAUGCAAAUUAAUUUUGUCCUGUGUCAAAAUGGUUUAAAAAAAGUCUGCUGUUUGUUGGUAGUCUUCUGCACUUUUUGUGUUGAUCAUUGCAAGUGCAUUCUCAAUACUGCACUUCCAGGUGUUAGUAUGCCUUUUCUUCAGUUUAUAACAUGACCGAGUAGAUAAGUGAAAGGAAGCUAAUUUGCAAACAAGUACUUUCACUAGGCUGUGAUACUUUGUAUUUCGUAGCUUCGUGCUUUGCUAGCCAUGUAUUGCCAGCAGUCUCUGUUAGUAGAAGGAAUAGUGCUGCUACUUUUGUGGUGGACAAUUAUAACACCAUGACACAGAUUAUCUCAGGUAUAUCUCAUGUAUAGUGAGGAAAACAAAAUGGAGCAAUGAGCUUGAGCAUAAAUUAUCCAAAUCUGCCUUUUUAUUUUAAAGUGUUGAACUUCUUAAAUUAAUGGCAACAAACUAGAUGCUGCUAUGAGAAAGUUAUAAUGUGGACUAUCUGCAAACUUCUGUAAAAGGGCAGAGAGGCACAGCUGCAUUCUUCUUAUCUGGUCAUCUAGGUAGACUUAACCAGCAGAAAUAGAUCAGUAGUUAACAGCACAUUUCAGAAAUUGGAAAUAAGGAAAUGAUGGGACAAUGUUUGAUCCAAUUGUUUUGCAUGUUACAAUUAGUUAGCUUUGGAUUUUGUAGAAAAAUAAUUCAGAAAAAAACAGCAACUUCUGGAAUGACAACAUAACUUCAUUAGUUUCUGAAAAUAAACACAUUAUUUUUUUGUAAUGCAGGCUGCUCAAGUUUGAUAAAUUUAAUUCUCCAUUCUAAGAAAACGCUGAUCACCCGAAUAAAUUAGCUUAGUAGCAGGGUAUAUGUUAGAAUGAAUGUGUAAGUUAAAAUGUUCUUAUUUUGAAUGUAACUGUUGGAUAGGAGACUUGGUAUAAAUCUAACUAAGGAUAAUGUCUAGUUGAGCAGUGCAGUGACCAUUUUAUCUAUUUAGAAAACCAUAUAAAUACUACAAUUGGCAAAUUAAUUCUGUCAGGUUUUUCCUCAGUGAAGACUACACUGCCUCACCCUGUGUUAUUCAAUUCAUUAUAAAUGUGUGACAGUUUAAGGAGAAAUAAAAUCAGACUCUUAUGUUUUUCUACGUUUGCAGUUUUAUUUUUAAACCAAUACAUUGUUUUUAAAGUUUAGUAGGAACUCAUUAAAAUUAAAGUUGCAAUUUUAAAACAAUGUAACUUUUUUGAUGCAUAUUGUUUAAUUGUACAGAUUUUUAGGGAAGUUAGUGCCUAAUUAUAGCACAGGAGUUGUUAUCUUUUAAAAUGCUAGUUAGUAUAGAGAUUGCUAUCCAAAGGGGUCCAGAAGCAACCUCCACCAAACUGUUCAAAAUUACUUGCUGGCCACAAAAACUAUUUUGUGGCUUCUUAACUGUAGGUUUUAUAAUAUGCCAAAUUAUAUAAUCUGCUUUGCUCACUGUGUGGGACCCCAUUGAGCAUGUAAUAUCUCAUAAUAUGUGAAAUUAUAGAUAAACCUUUCUUCAAAUAAUCUUUUUCAUUGUAUUUUUCUAACAAAAGCACAAUGUUUGAAUUUCAGUUUUGAAAGAAAACAAAAUGUAAUAGUAAAUAAAUAAUUUCAUGAUUUCUUUGUUUAGUUUAUUCAUGGGUGUGUAAAAUGGACAAGUGUCAGAUUUGUUUCCAAGUUUUGACUUCAGCAGUGACUUACACCUCCAACGUUAACAGCUGUUUAAUGCAUCUUAGAGAAAGGUGAUGCCUUUCUAGUGAGGCUGCAACCUGUGGCUUUCAUGUGGCACUAAGAGAAUGGAAUAAUUCUGAUUGUUCCAAACAUUUCUGCAAUAUCCCCUUUUACAUUUAACCUCAGUUUGAAAAAGGCAGAGUAGAAAGCACACAGGAAAAUAGCCUCCAAUCUUGUGAUUUCUCCCUAUUCUGUUGUAUUAACUGCUGCUUUUUUAUAUAUAUUUCCAAUUAGCUGCUUAGAUUUAAGUGCAAACCAAAGUUAUUGCAGACAAUGUAGAAAAGGUGUGAGAUCUUUAUUGGUCUCUGGGGGAAGAGAAUGUGGUUUCAGCUCUGCAGGCUGUGGUUACAACUUCACCUACAUUUGAAUCUGAAAAUUGUCUGACUGAGGGACCGAUAGCAUGCUUGGUUCCCACAUGUAAUGAUUGGAUGCUGAUUUAGGUUUUCAGUUUAAAAUGUGAAGCCACCUUUUCUGUAUGGUGAUGGAACACAACCUUUUAUAUUUGUUCUUGUCUUCAAACAAGUUUCUACUUUAUUUACAACUUCAGGUGAAGUUUUGCACAUCAAUAGAUUUUAUUUUGCUAGCUGCUCCAUUGGUGGAUUCUUCAAGCUGUCACAUAACAAUGUUGUGAAACUAGGUCGAUGAGGCCUCCUUACCUUUUAUGUGCUAAUGUAGAGGAAUGUGAUCAAGGAGGUGGAUUUCUUCCAUGCACUAAGUGGGGGUUAAAAAGAAGUUUACAAUUUUCUUUGGCAUAGGAUAGGACAUUCAACCCCCCUGCUCCCCGUAAUGAAUUUUAUUAAGGUUAAAAUUUUAUGAGCAAGUCAUGUUCCUCUAAUCCGAUCUGUCCACUUUAAAAUUAGCAAUUUUAGUUUGCUGUUUUAUGUUAGAUUUGGAGCUCUUUUCCAAAAUGUUUGAAAAACUGUUCAGAUCAAAGAGCUGAUGGUUUUACAUACACUUACUACAUUUCUCAUUUGAUGCUAAUUGUAGCGUGUAGAGUUUCUUGCGUAGAUACUUUACAUAUUCACUUGCACUCACUCUUCAAAAUGUAGGAUUUAGCUGUAUGGAGCUAUUUUUUUAAAAAUGGCUUUGAAUAGCAUUUUCCCCCCCAUGCCACCUCUUUUCAGGCUGCUAGUCUUGUAAAUUCCUUUUAUAACAAAUAUCCACCUGCGUCUACCACUCAACUUGCAAUUCUUUCCACACCAGCCAUUGCUAUCUGUUGAGAAGUUAGCUUGAUGACCUAUUCCCAAUUUUCUGUAUUUUUACACAGUGAUCAACUGCCACUGUCUGUUGAAGCAUAUCUUGAGUGUGCAGGUGUUUUCAGUAUUACGAUCAGAUCAUUGGGCACAUUCAGGCAAUGAACUGGCCUGGGUCUCUUGUGGUGGUUGGGAUGUGGGUGGGGAGUGGUAUGGAUUGGAAAAUUGGGGCUGAAUGAUAGGACCCUUUCUCCAACUCUUAUCUGGGAAAACAGCAUCCUGAAUUUGACUGGUCUUGCUGGGUGAUCUUUGUCAUGAAAUUAAUUUCAAAAAGUAUUUACUCUUUCCCUUUCACAUUUCCUCAUAUUUUAAGAACAUAAGCAACAGAUGUUACCUUCCUGUUCCCUGAAGAGACAGUUGAAUUAUCUUGUCUCAGUUAAUUUAGAAAUCUAAACUAAAUGAAAGUAUGUUGUCAAGCUUAAUUAUAGUGAAAUAAACAAAAAUGGAAUGAAACCUGGAAAUAUGUAGUAAACCAGUGAAGAUCUAAAAAGAGGAAAGAGAAAUUAAUGUUUUGCUGCAAGUUACUGUACAUAGUGUAUGAAAAAAUGGAAAGUAGGUUCCAACAAGCAACUGCAAAAUGACUUUUUAGCAUAGUAUGUGAUGAUGUCUUAAGUUCAUGGUCAGAUUGCAUUUGACUAUUACUCUAACACACAUUUUGCCAGCCAGUUAACGUUAGCUAUCUCUGCCUAUCUUUAGCUCAGUGACUCCCCCAAAAACAUGUUUUUGGUAGUUCAUAUAAAAUUAGUGAUACUUUAUAGAAUUUUUUUUUUCCUCUCAUUGUUAAGUCAGAAUGAGGGAAUAGAGCACAGUUUAUCAUCUUCCCUUUUUCGCCAACCUCUCAAAGAAUGGUAACUGAUCAGUUAAGACUGUUUUUCAAUCUUGCUGCUACAAGUCAUUGAUUAAGAAGAAGCACUUCUACGUAUGGUGUCCUUUUAACAAAAGAAUGGGGACAGGUUUACAGAGCAUUCAGAAUGCUUUUGCUUUCAUAUCCAACAUUAUACUAAUAAUCGGAAACAUAAUGUAUGUCAAUAUGAAUACAUUGCACAAUUAUAAAAGCACAGACAUGUUGCAGGUACAGCAGGUCCAUCAGUAUCAGAUGUCUCAUCCCCAAAAAUGGGAUGCCCAGCUCUCCCACAAAACAUAAGUCAUUGAAUGAACAUUUCAUUGUGAAUUAUUCUCCAGGUCUCCUGAUCAUGUUUAAGUGAUUUGGAUUGAAAUGUGUGUUUUUGAAUGUAUGAUAUGUUGGGUGCAGCUGGACAGAGUUCCCCUUUGUUUGCCACACCUUAAAUUAACCCAUCACUGCCAUCUUAGUUCGUGUAUGAAGCACUGAACAGCAGCUAAGACUUGUGGAAUCACAUGACAGUACGUUACUGUCUUCAGGACAAGGGCAGAGUAAUUGACGAAACAGCUUAUAUGGGAGGGCAGAAAUAGUCUGAUUGCAAUGUGUACUCCCUUAUGAAAGCAUUUAUGAUGUUGUUCAUAGCAAGUAGGUCAAUACCUGCACAUGAUCCAAAACAUUGAAGCUGAAUGUAGUGGAUAAUUGUUUAAAUUACUUCAGUGUCUCAAAAUUCAUCAAUUUUGUACAAUAAUGAAGUGAAAUAUGUGAACUGUUUUUCCACCAUUGGAUCAUAUGGUAGUAUUUCUUUCCCAGAAUGUAUUUUUCUUUGUCAUAUCUUUGAAUUUGAAUGAUGGCAGAGCACGUUAAAUGUUAGUUUUGUUUGCAUAAUGGGAAACACCCAAGCAGUCUUAGAGUCAACGGGUCAUUGGGUUGAUGGUACCAGAAUCGUACCUGGGUCCAAUUUGGUCAUGAGGGAUUCGUCGCUGGAACUUUAAAGUAUUGGGAUGUAGACAUUUCUCAUUUCUUCUGGACAUGUCCAUAGGACUCUGUGUAAUGACACUCUGCUUCUCUUUCCCAUUAAGUUACUGAGGAAGCACAUUCCCAAAUAUGGUUUGUAUGUAAAGGGCUUGUGCAAAUAAUUCAUGAAAUGUUAUGUUAACUUCUAUGGACUGAAUAUUUCAAAUUGUCAGAUUUUACUCCCUUCUCUGCAAUCUUUUUUAAAAAUGAGGAACCUUGGUAGCCUUCAGCACUGAUGGUUUUUGCUUCCAUGGCACCUCAAGGUGUGGGACUGUGACAUUGUAUGAAACGAAGCAGCAUUAAAAAUGGAUAGCAAACACCUGCAUGUGGAUGGUUAGUGCAGGGUAGACACUACUGGCUGGUCACAGGAUCCCACAGAACCCAUUCGGCACUUAUUCAUCAUGGAAUUGUGUUUAAAUUCAGUAUGCGAAGGAUUUAGGAAUAUGUCAAGUAAAACUUAUUAAACUGUUUCCAUUGAUGUGUUUGUAUUUUAUUCUGGAUGUUUGUUUAAUCAGGCUAAAGAAAGUGAAGUCAUACCGCUUUUUGUUAUUAACAGCGAUCUGAUUGUGAUUUUAAUGUAAUGAGGGAUGUUGAUGAUGGGCUAAGUUUGAAAGUUUCUUUUUAUUUUUAAACAAAACAGUCUCUUUUUGUGUUUCUUUGAUUUUUUUUUAUUCCCUGUUUCUGUUCAUGGUUAUCUAUAUUAUGAAAAAUGGCUGCCAGUGCUGCAGGGAAGGUACCCUGUGGUUCCCUUCAGCAUCAGGUUUUAAUGACAAUUAAAAAUAUGCAUUAAAGAGUA
This is a messenger RNA of Rhincodon typus (whale shark), 12708 nucleotides long. RefSeq names its product forkhead box protein K1. The coding region runs from base 1 to 1398 and encodes 465 amino acids. Gene Ontology annotation, molecular function: RNA polymerase II cis-regulatory region sequence-specific DNA binding; DNA-binding transcription factor activity, RNA polymerase II-specific. Lineage: Eukaryota; Metazoa; Chordata; Chondrichthyes; Orectolobiformes; Rhincodontidae. The record is from RefSeq and is a predicted model, not a curated record. The transcript is spliced from 7 exons. Gene Ontology annotation, biological process: regulation of transcription by RNA polymerase II.